Messenger RNA from Hansenula anomala, 841 nucleotides. RefSeq names its product Nat2p (gene NAT2). The transcript has a single exon. Lineage: Eukaryota; Fungi; Ascomycota; Saccharomycetes; Phaffomycetales; Wickerhamomycetaceae. Gene Ontology annotation, cellular component: mitochondrion. The record is from RefSeq and is a predicted model, not a curated record. The coding region runs from base 155 to 841 and encodes 228 amino acids.
GACAUUUUCAACAUCUUUUAUUUUUUGUUUCGCGAAAACUGGCCUAACCAUUUUUAGCUAAAAACCAUGAAAAAUCUAUACCAGUCUGCUUUAAUACCGAAUAAUCCCAUCCUUUAGGAUUAUAGAAGCUUGAAAGAAGUUCAUAUAUACUACAAUGCUCUCCAGAAUAACCAAUAUAGGUAUCAGAAGACCAUUAUACAGAAGUAACGCUACAACAAGAAUCUUCAACAAUGGGUCAAAAAGAUUCAAUACAACAAAGGCAAAUCAAUCAUCAUCUUCAUCUUCAUCUUCACAACAAUCAGGUUCAAGUGGAACCAAUGGCAAAAAGAAAACCGGAAUCAAAGCUUUAAUUCAAGAAUAUGGAUACUCUGCAUUAGCUGUCUAUUUGGGACUAUCAUGUAUUGACUUUCCUUUAUGUUUUAUUGGUGUUCAUUCCGUUGGUGAAGACAAGAUUCAUGAAUAUCAAGAUAAAUUCAAGAAAAUGAUAGGUAUAACACCAAAAGAACGUCCACCUAAAGUAGAGGGUGAAGAGAACAAGGAAGAUGAACCAUCUUCAAUCUGGUCAUCAACGUUAUUCACAGAAGCUAUUUUGGCUUAUGGUAUACAUAAAUCUUUAAUCUUCAUUAGAUUACCAAUAACAGCAGCAAUAACACCUGCAAUUGUUGGUAAAUUGAGGAAAAUGGGGUUUAAUAUCGGUUCACAGAAACUAUCAACUUUAGCACAACAAGCUAAGGUUAAAACUAGUCAAAAAAUUGUUGAUUCCAGAAAUGCAGUUGCAAGUAAUAAAAAAUUCGGAACACCAGUUACAAAAAGACAAAAAUGGUGGAGUUGGUUUUUUUAA